Coccomyxa subellipsoidea C-169 is the source of this 249-nucleotide messenger RNA. RefSeq lists its product as hypothetical. The transcript has a single exon. Lineage: Eukaryota; Viridiplantae; Chlorophyta; Trebouxiophyceae; Coccomyxaceae. The record is from RefSeq and is a predicted model, not a curated record. Bases 1 to 249 code for a protein of 82 amino acids.
AUGGUUGCCUCAGUGUCAGCAAUUGUGCAGUGUAUCUGCGGGAGUCAAUCUCUUCUUUGUUGUGCUAGUUCGAUCAUAGACCCGGUACCCAUCCCUGCUGGGCUUGUCAGCAUUGCCUGGCUAGGCGCGAUCAGGCGAAUCGCAGCUGCCAAGGCUUCGGUCCCUGUACAUUGUAGCUUUCCGUUGCCAGUUGCUUCUUUGCUGCUGACCCGGCCGUCACAGCCUGUCUUGGCGAAGAGUUGUUCUUGA